This is a messenger RNA of Sinocyclocheilus anshuiensis, 2321 nucleotides long. RefSeq names its product adaptor related protein complex 3 subunit mu 2 (gene ap3m2). Lineage: Eukaryota; Metazoa; Chordata; Actinopteri; Cypriniformes; Cyprinidae. The record is from RefSeq and is a predicted model, not a curated record. Bases 426 to 1517 code for a protein of 363 amino acids. Gene Ontology annotation, biological process: intracellular protein transport; vesicle-mediated transport. Gene Ontology annotation, cellular component: clathrin adaptor complex. The transcript is spliced from 9 exons.
GUCCGCCAUUGGUUAGAGCGAAUGACAAUCAUUUAUUUCGUCGUCUCAAAAUAACGGAGAAGGAAGCGACAUUUCUGGUUCUGUCUAGUAUAAAAAUCCUGGGAAGUGGCAGAAAAAACCCCCAGAGAUCCUUGUCACAAGACAGUCCUGUGAUGCGAGGGUGGGGAGGAGAAAAUAUUAACAUGAUGAUGAUGUGACCCUGCUAACAACCAAACCAACCCGUUCCUGUCCCUUCAUCCGAGCUGGCUGCUCUUAAAAACAAAACUAUUCUUCUGUCCGGUAACCAGAUAGGGAUGUAGAAUAACAAAUGAGCUCAGAGGCCUAUCGGUUACCCGUGAAGAUGCUGGCAGGUUGUUGUUCUGUUAUUGCCUGAACGAUUCAUUUUGUGUUUCACAUUUUGUUACUUUGUGUUUCCAGCUGCCAAGAUGAUACACAGCCUUUUCCUGAUUAACGCAUCGGGGGACAUCUUUCUGGAGAAGCACUGGAAGAGUGUGGUCAGCCGAUCCGUCUGCGAUUACUUUUUCGAGGCCCUGGAACGCGCCACGGAACCGGAGAACGUUCCUCCGGUGAUCCCGACCCCGCAUCACUACCUCAUUAACGUGCUCCGCCAUCGCAUCUACUUCGUGGCCGUCAUACAGAGCGAAGUGCCUCCUCUGUUUGUCAUCGAGUUCCUCCAUCGUGUGGUGGACACAUUUCAGGACUAUUUUGGGGUUUGCACAGAAGCAGCUAUUAAAGACAAUGUUGUUGUGGUCUAUGAGCUGCUGGAGGAGAUGCUGGAUAAUGGCUUCCCACUGGCCACCGAAUCAAACAUCCUAAAAGAGCUCAUUAAACCUCCUACCAUCCUGCGCACAGUGGUGAACACCAUCACAGGAAGUACUAAUGUUGGCGAGCAGCUUCCUACAGGUCAGCUGUCAGUGGUACCGUGGCGGCGCACAGGUGUCAAAUAUACCAACAACGAAGCUUAUUUUGACGUGGUUGAAGAAAUCGAUGCUAUCAUUGACAAAUCAGGAUCAACUAUCACAGCAGAGAUUCAGGGAGUGAUAGAUGCCUGUGUGAAACUUACAGGAAUGCCUGAUCUCACCUUGUCAUUUAUGAACCCUCGACUCCUGGAUGAUGUCAGCUUCCACCCCUGUGUUCGGUUCAAGCGUUGGGAAGCCGAGCGAAUUCUGUCCUUCAUCCCACCAGAUGGCAACUUCCGCCUCCUGUCCUACCACGUCAGCUCUCAGAAGUCUGGGCUGCAUAUAAAUGAUUCAAUUAUUCAAUUUUUGCAGCUUUUGUCAUGGGAUGUGGGUAAGAUAAACCCCCAGAAAUUGCCCAGUUUAAAAGGAUCUAUGAGUCUCCAGACUGGAGCCUCCAAACCUGAUGAAAACCCAACAAUCAACAUCCAGUUCAAGAUUCAACAGCUGGCCAUUUCAGGUCUGAAAGUAAAUAGGUUGGACAUGUAUGGCGAGAAGUACAAACCUUUCAAAGGCAUCAAAUACAUGACCAAGGCUGGCAAAUUUCAAGUCCGAACCUAGAUGACCUCAUUCUUCUUCCAUUCCAUAAUUUAUUCAAUUGGUCUACGGCAAAAUGGGGACAAAUAGAGGGAACAAGUUUGAGUAAAUACAUGUCCUUUGGAAUGCAUUUCAGGAUCAAUUCAGGAAAAUGUGUAAGACUGUCGGCCAUUAAUGGGAGCAUGUGACGUCCAGAGAGGUGAUACUGUUAUUAACACUAUCAAAAUGUGCUUUUACAGGUCCAUCCAAGUGAAAGGGACAGUAACUACAUUUCUGAGCCUCAUCUUAUUUAAAAACUUUCCGUCCAUUUUAUUUGCAGCUUCUCUGGAUGACUGUUGCUCUCAAACCUCCAUCUACUCUUCAUACCCUUUUUUAGUUUAUUCUUUAUUGCCAGUUUUAUAACUCUCUCCUUUACACUGUAUUUCCAUCUUCACAUUUCUGAGUCUCAUUCCUUCAUGAGAUGGAGCUGCACUAUUCUGUAUUGAUCUGUGCUCUCCUCCUCUGAGAAGUGAGGCGAUAGGUGACUCAUUUCUGCAUUGCAGAACAAUAAUCUAUUAUUACCAUUACAGACUGACUUUGUCCACAAUGAUUGUGUGCAAAUUAAACCAUUUCUAAAUGGUUAAACACUGAACUUUUUCUUUGUUUGUUUACUGUAGUAUUUUGACAGUAUACAUCUUUUGUUUUAAUGUGUUUCUUUUACUAUUUAUUGCCUAUCUGAUAAUAAUCAAACUAUUUAAAGCAUAACUGACCAUAACAAUCUAUAAUAAUGCGAUACGUGAUGCUUGAUUGUUCAUUGUCUAAUGUUUUACCCUGAAUGCAACAUGCAUU